AUGGACUCGUCACCCAAGAGAAGCCUCGUUUCUUCCACGGCUAAGCAGGGGAGCGUUGAAGCCGCGAGAGCUUUGUUCGACGGUAGCAUGAGUUUCGAGCUGGAGGUAGAGAACACUCGAAAGGCAAGGAUAAUUACACAAUGCUUAGAAAGAUCAGUGAGCAUCUUGAAGAGAGACAGAAAGAGCAAGUCUAAUGGUGGCUAUGUUCCAAACAUAAACGUGGUCUUGCAAGAUCUCGAAGAGAGACAGAGAAAGAGCAAUUUCUGCAAGUUCAUAGCGAGAGGCUCACGAUUGUUUUACGGUCUGAUCUGUACCAUACCGGCAAGUCCCCUGAGGAAAUUCAAGAACCUGCGAGACCUUGGAGGGCAUAUUCUCUGUUUACAGAGGAAGAAGCGAAAAUCAAAUAUGGAAGCCAAAACCCUAAUUUUCUCAGUUAUCUUCACUGUUCUCUCUCUCAGAUUCUUGAUCGGAAGAAUCAGGCGAAAGCCCAACCUCCCUCCGAGUCCGGCAUGGGCGUUACCGGUGAUUGGUCACCUCCGCCUCCUCAAACCGCCGAUCUACCGCACGUUUCUCUCCAUCUCUCAGUCUCUAGGCGAUGCUCCGAUCUUCUCCCUCCGCCUCGGAAACCGACUCGUUUUCGUGAACUCGUCGCACUCGAUCGCCGAGGAGUGCUUCACCAAGAACGACGUCGUACUCGCGAACCGGCCAAACUUCAUCCUCGCCAAGCACGUCGCGUACGACUACACAACCGUGAUCGCAGCUUCGUACGGAGAUCACUGGCGGAACCUCCGUCGCAUCUGCUCCAUCGAGAUAUUCUCGAAUCACCGGCUCAAUAGCUUUCUGUCUAUCCGGCAGGACGAGAUCCGGCGGCUGAUACUGCGUCUCUCCAGGAACUUCUCACAAGAAUUUGCAAAGGUGGAGAUGAAAUCAAUGUUAUCGGACUUAACAUUCAACAACAUCAUCAGAAUGGUGGCCGGAAAACGUUACUACGGAGACGGUGCAGAGGACGAUCCGGAGGCUAAACGAGUGAGGCAGCUUAUUGCGGAUGUGGUGGCUUGUGCCGGCGCCGGAAACGCUGUUGAUUACUUGCCGGUCUUGCGUUGGGUUUCAGAUUACGAGACGCGGGUCAAGAAGCUGGCGGGUCGGCUCGAUGAGUUCUUGCAGGGAUUGGUCGAUGAGAAACGAGGAGCUAAGGAGAGAGGCAACACGAUGGUCGAUCACUUGCUUUCUCUGCAAGAAUCGCAACCGGAUUACUUCACGGACCGCAUCAUCAAAGGAAACAUGGUUGCGCUGAUACUAGCGGGGACUGAUACGUCAGCGGUGACGUUAGAAUGGGCAUUGUCGAACCUGUUGAACCAUCCUGAGGUGUUGAAGAAGGCGAGAGAAGAGAUCGAUGGAAAGAUCGGUUUAGACAGGCUUGUGGAGGAAUCAGACAUCUCGAAUCUGCCAUAUCUCCAAAACAUCGUGUCUGAAACGUUGCGCCUUUACCCUGCGGCUCCCACGCUGCUUCCUCACGUGGCCUCGGAGGAUUGUAAAGUUGGGGGAUUCGAUAUGCCACGAGGUACGAUACUGUUGACCAAUGCGUGGGCCAUACACAGAGAUCCUAAGCUGUGGGAUGAUCCAACGAGCUUCAAGCCAGAGAGGUUCGAGAAAGAAGGAGAGGCGCAAAAGCUAAUGGCGUUUGGGUUAGGAAGAAGGGCGUGUCCAGGUUCUGGACUGGCUCAUCGGCUAAUAAACCUGACUCUUGGAUCUCUGAUUCAGUGUCUGGACUGGGAGAGGAUUGGAGAAGAAGAGGUGGACAUGACUGAAGGCAAAGGAGUCACAAUGCCUAAAGCCAAGCCUUUGGAAGCCAUGUGCAGAGCACGUGCCUCUGUUGAUCAUCUUAUCAACCAAUACAAAAAGAAUGACCAAGUGAGAAAGCAUCACCAACAAAAAGAAAAAAUGGAGUUCACCCAAAUCUUACUUCUCUCGUUUCUCUUAAUAUUUAUCACAAUCAGAUUCUUGUUCAAAAGAUCAAGCCGGAAGCUAAACCUUCCUCCGUCUCCGGCGUUCUCUUUGCCGGUGAUUGGCCACCUUCACCUCUUGAAGCCACCCAUACACCGGAGAUUCCUCUCUCUUUCUCAAUCCCUCGGAAAUGCUCCCAUCUUCCACCUCCGCCUUGGAUACCGCCACGUGUACGUCGUCACUUCACAUGCCGUCGCCGAAGAAUGUUUCACCAAGAACGACAUCGUUCUUGCUGACCGCCCAGAUCUCAUCAUGGGUAAACACGUCGGUUACGAUUCGACCAAUAUGCUCUCCGCAUCUUACGGCGACCACUGGAGGAAUCUACGCCGCAUCGCCGCCGUAGAGAUAUUCUCGACUCAGAGACUUAAUUCGUUUUUGUAUAUCCGUAAGGACGAGAUCCGACGGCUCAUAUCACGUCUCUCCAGGGACUCUUUACACGGAUUCGCGGAGGUUGAGAUGAAAUCGUUAUUCACUGACUUAGCAUCCAACAACAUCAUCAGGAUGGUGGCCGGAAAGAGAUACUACGGCGUUGACAACGAGAACAACGAAAAGGCCAAACUUGUGAAACAACUUAUCUUGGAGGUGAUGCUUAAUUCAGGCGCCGGGAAUCCAGCUGACUAUCUUUCGAUCGUACGUUGGGGCACCAAUUACGAGAAACAAAUAAAGAACUUGGGGAUUCGGUUUGAUGCGUUUUUGCAGGAACUAAUCGAUGAGAAACGUGACGAGAAAGGUCAAACUAUGGUUCAUCGCUUGCUUUCUCUCCAAGAAACCCACCCGGCUUACUAUACAGAUGAGCUCAUCAAGGGAAUCAUACUCGUUUUAAUAGCUGCGGGGACAAACACGACAUCCAUAACACUAGAAUGGGCGAUGUCGAAUCUGUUGAACCAUCCAGAGAUACUCAAGAAAGCGAGAACCGAAAUAGAUGAGAUAAUCGGUUCAGAUCGGUUACUUGACGAACCGGAUGUCGUGAAUCUCCCUUAUCUUCAAAACAUUGUGUCGGAGACAUUUCGCAUGUACCCUGCUCUACCGGUACUAGUGGCUCACAUGUCAUCGAAUGAUUGUAAAGUGGGCGGAUAUGAUAUGCCGCGUGGUACGAUGUUAUUGACCAACGUGUGGGCGAUGCAUAGGGAUCCAAAGUUAUGGGAAGAACCUGAGAGGUUCAAGCCGGAAAGAUUCGAGAAGGAAGGAGAGGAUCAGAAGUUGAUGCCGUUUGGGAUGGGACGACGGGCUUGUCCUGGAGCCGGACUUGCUCAACGGUUAGUGUGUUUUGCUCUCGGGUCUUUGGUUCAAUGUUUCGAGUGGGAAAGAGUUGAUGGAAAAUUUGUGGAUAUGACCGAAGGCAAAGGAGCCUCGAUGCCUAAAGCGACGCCGUUGCGAGCUAUGUGCAAAGCACGUACCCUUGUUGGUAAAGUGAUUUAA
Messenger RNA from Thlaspi arvense, 3423 nucleotides. NCBI's taxonomy places the organism in Eukaryota, Viridiplantae, Streptophyta, Magnoliopsida, Brassicales, Brassicaceae. The record is from the annotation of a GenBank genome assembly.